This is a messenger RNA of Trematomus bernacchii (emerald rockcod), 2272 nucleotides long. RefSeq names its product lanosterol 14-alpha demethylase (gene cyp51a1). NCBI's taxonomy places the organism in Eukaryota, Metazoa, Chordata, Actinopteri, Perciformes, Nototheniidae. Gene Ontology annotation, molecular function: heme binding; iron ion binding; monooxygenase activity. The record is from RefSeq and is a predicted model, not a curated record. The transcript is spliced from 10 exons. The coding region runs from base 126 to 1625 and encodes 499 amino acids.
AGAGAGAAGCAGAAACAAUAUCGACGGUGAACAUCAGAUGAACUGGACGUUUAUCCGCCGUGGGAACUUUGCAUAGGUAGACGUUUAUUUCCUCUAGUUUUAGUGGACCAGAGGAAGAAGUAAACAUGUCUGUUCAAUUUUAUGAAAUGGGCAGUAGGCUGUUCGGGGACACUGUUGGGAAAGUGAGCGACAACCUGACCUCCGUGGUGCUGGCUGCUUCUGUCAUCACUCUCGCUCUGGGAUAUAUUACUAAAAUGCUGCUCAAAGAGUCUCCAGACAGUGAUCUGAAAUACCCACCUUACAUUCCCUCCAGCAUCCCCUUCCUGGGUCAUGCUAUUGCAUUUGGAAAAAGUCCCAUUGAAUUUCUUGAAAAUGCAUAUGAAAAAUACGGCCCUGUGUUCAGCUUCACCAUGGUGGGGAGUACCUUCACUUACCUGCUGGGCAGUGAAGCUGCCACACUGAUGUUCAACAGCAAGAAUGAGGACCUGAAUGCUGAGGACGUUUAUUCCAGACUGACCACUCCUGUGUUUGGCAAAGGAGUAGCCUACGACGUGCCCAACCAUAUCUUUAUGGAGCAAAAGAAGAUGUUGAAGACCGGACUGAACAUCGCUCAUUUUAAGGAACAUGUGAAAAUCAUUGAAGCAGAGACCAUCGAGUAUUUUCAGAGAUGGGGAGACAGCGGGGAGAAAAACCUGUUCGAGGCCUUGUCUGAGCUGAUCAUCCUGACGGCCAGCAGCUGCCUGCAUGGGAAGGAGAUCCGCAGCAUGAUGAAUGAGCACGUGGCUCAGCUGUAUGCAGACCUGGACGGAGGAUUCAGCCACGCUGCCUGGCUGCUGCCCGGCUGGCUGCCCCUGCCCAGCUUCAGGAAGAGGGACAAUGCUCACAGAGAGAUCAAGAACAUUUUUUCCAAGGUGACUCAGAAGCGCAGGCAAUCUGGAGAGAAAGUGGACGACAUCCUGCAGACCCUCAUCGAUGCCACCUACAAAGACGGACGCCCCCUGAACGAUAGCGAGAUUGCGGGGAUGCUGAUUGGUCUGCUCCUGGCGGGGCAGCACACCUCCUCCACCACCAGCGCCUGGAUGGGCUUCUUCUUGGCCAGAGACAAAGCUCUGCAGGAGAAAUGCUACGCCGAGCAGAAGGCCGUGUGUGGAGAAGACCUGCCUGCACUCGACCUUGAUCAGCUGAAAGACCUCAGCCUGUUGGAGCGCUGUUUGAAGGAGACCCUGCGUCUGCGCCCGCCUAUCAUGACCAUGAUGAGGAUGGCCCGCUCUCUUCAGACUGCAGCAGGAUACACCAUCCCUGUGGGACACCAGGUGUGCGUCUCCCCGACCGUCAACCAGCGUCUGCAGGACACCUGGGACGAGAGGAUGGAGUUCAGCCCCGACCGCUACCUCAACGACAACCCUGCAGCGGGGGAGAAGUUCGCCUACGUGCCCUUCGGAGCUGGCCGCCAUCGCUGCAUCGGGGAGAACUUUGCUUACGUCCAGAUCAAAACCAUCUGGUCUACUUUACUGCGCAUGUACGACUUUGACCUGGUGGAUGGAUAUUUCCCCACAAUCAACUACACCACGAUGAUUCACACCCCUCACAACCCCGUCAUUAAAUACAAGAGGAGAGCACAGUGAGAGGCACGAGGAAACAUCCUGAGUGUUGAAGUGGAGCUGCAACUUCCUGGGACUUGAAUUUAGGAUUUAAUAGAUGAACGCACUUCGCUCUGCCUAAAAACGUCCAAUUGUUUAGUUUGAGUGCUUUUUCCCGCACUUUUUUUACCCAUCAAUGUCAACAGUAAUGCAUGAGCUUUUGAGACGUGUGCUUGCAGAGAUAAUUGCACUGACUGUACGACUGUGACUUGAACACAGAUGCUAAUAUUCACAGUGUGAAUUCUUAAACUUUUUCAGUGCCUUGAUGAAGGGGCAACAUCUGUUGAUUUUGAAAAGACCAGCAAGUUGAAUUUAGUUUUUAACUGUAAAACCAAGCAGAAGUUCCAUAUUACAGAUUUGAAAGAGUUAUUUUUUUAGUAGUUAUCCAGUAAACUUCAUUAUUCCUGCUUUGAGACAUUAUUUAGCUUCAGCUGAAGAGAGUUACAAAGGCUCACUGCACAGGCUGUGUUGUUGUUCAUUGGCUUUAAAUAAACCGGGAAAUGUCUUCUGAUUCUAGAAAAUAUUGUGUUUAGCAAUACAUAGUAUGGUUUAUGUUGUCCUUUGUUUGUUCUUUGCAAAAGGAAAAAACGUUUUAAUUCCUUAUUUCAAUAAAAAGAACAUCUAAAAAUCAU